This is a messenger RNA of Dendrobium catenatum, 2430 nucleotides long. RefSeq lists its product as uncharacterized. The transcript is spliced from 2 exons. Lineage: Eukaryota; Viridiplantae; Streptophyta; Magnoliopsida; Asparagales; Orchidaceae. The coding region runs from base 348 to 2102 and encodes 584 amino acids. The record is from RefSeq and is a predicted model, not a curated record.
UACACAUGUCGAAAUCUCUGACUGAUGUCCUCAUCAAGAUUUUCUUGUAUUGCUUGCUCGUUUCUUUGUGCAGGUGCUCAGGUGACUACCACGUCAUUAAUUCUCAUUAUUUCCUGAUGUAUUGAUACCGGAGACUUAAUCUACAGCACAAGAACCAUUAGUUUCUCAUACUUGAGAAGGCCUAACGGGGCAGAGUAUUUAUUGGCUUAGACAUUUUGUAGUGGCUAUAUAAAGAAUGGAAAUAUGGCUAAACCUUUGGUUGUAAAAACUUUCAUAGAGUUUUUUCACUAAAAUUUCCUCGUUCCUUUUUACUUCGUAUUUCAAUGAGCUGAGCAUCAUUGUAAACAAUGCAUACAUGCUUUACAGGAAACUUCUACAGGAUACGCUAUGCAUUUGCAUUUGGAGCCAAAAAGCUGGCCAAUUUACUUGAUUGUCCAAACGAGAAUCUGAUUGCAGAAGUCAAUUGGUUUUUUAGGAACACCUGGGAAAGGCAUGGAAGUGGCAGCAAUCGGCCUGAUGUCCUUAUCUCUAGUAUUUGCUCCUUGCAUCCUUCAAUCAAUUGCCCAAAUGAGGGUCCUAAUAAUUCUAGAGGCAUCACUAGUCCCAAGAGUCAGGUUGGAGGGGGACGUGCUUCAGGUGGUUAUGCUUCUAAGCUUCUGUGGCAAAGCUCAUCUCAUCAUAGCCUUAAAGGUCCAACUGAUUCAAGCAUAAUCUCAAAUGGUUAUCAAGAUGAUUUUAGUUUUACAGCCAUGAGUGCAGGGCUUGGUUCUGAUACUGAGACAUUGAAGUUACAACAGCAGGAACCGCAGGAUCUGGCUAAUCUAAUGGAAUCUUCAGUGAAUCAUAAUUCAAUUGGCCUGGUCCAACCAAUGUAUUUCGCUUGUCAUUUACCUCUUCCUUCGUCUCCUGGCCUAGCUUCAAUGGGUUAUGCUCAGAGAAAUUUGACUGGAAUUGUUCCAUCCAUUGUUACGUUGAUUGGCCCUUCCUGGGCAUAUUCUAUGCAGUUUUCUGGAGGUUUCGGUUCAUCAGAGCUGCCCUAUUAUUCUACUAAUGCUACCCAAAACUCAAACUCAGUAGAAGCAGAUCCUGUCAAUGAGAAUUCUGGCCAGACUAGCCCCGAGGAUGGAGAGAAUGACGCAUGGUAUGAUCAAGAUGCUGGGUCCAUCGAUGGUUCUGAAACUGAAAACGAAGGUUUGCAUAUUCACUCUGAUGAAAUGCAGCACUUAACCACACAAAUAAGUGCAGCAGAUACAUCAACUCCAUUAGAACCCGCGAUUGUUGGGAGUUCGUCGCAAAAUGCGGUGGAUAAUUCAGAUGUAGCUCCACUGUCCUUUUAUCCUGCAGGUCCAGUAGCCAUGUUUCCUGUGUACAAUUUUCCAGCCGAUGGGGCAAAUUCUGAUGGUUCAAUAAACCUUGUUGAUGGAGAACAAAAUUACAGAUCUCCAAGUACCACAAGUGCUGCAGCUCUGGAGUGUACUGAAGUGCACGUAAAGGAUAUGUUAAAUAGUGAUUUUGAUAGCCAUUGGCAAAAUUUACAAUAUGGAAGGGUCUGUCAGAACACCUCAAAUCAUGUACCGUUUGUCUAUUCUCCUCCUGUUAUGAUUCCUCCUGUAUAUUUACAGGAUCGUUAUCCAUUGGAUGGUCUUGUUAGAAGACCUAACAUCAACUUUUUAACUCAGGUCAUGGGCUAUGAUGGCCCUCACUUGGUUCCAGUUACUCCUCUGCAGCCAGUUCCUAUCAGGUCAUCUAAGGUUUGUGAUAGAUAUGGAAAUGGACCACCAAGUUAUUGGACUGGUACUGGAACCAACCCCACAAAGCCUAGAGCUUGCUUUAGAGAUCGACAUUCAAGCAAAAGAAAUCACAGGGUUGGUUACAAUAAUGACAGAGGUGAUAAAAAACACACAGCAGGAAGUUGGAUAAAAUGCAGCAAGCAAUCUUCUAAUCUCUCCGUUCGUAUGGAUACAGCAGAGAGACUAAAUGAUGAGAGGCCUGGUGAUGUAAAUCCAACAAGGAGAAUACAUGAUCAGAGCCAUGGAGAAGACAGAGGAGGCUCAGCUCAUUCUUCUCCAGAAAAACUCUCCUCACCGCAUAUCGCAAGUUAGCAUUCCUUUUCUUCUUUUAUAUAUAGAUUCUCAUUUGAAAAGAAUUGUAAAUUCCUGUCCCAGAUUUCGAGUAUUAGCCUCCUUUUGAAUCUCAGAUUUGAAUAGGAUGGCCGUUACUACAAAAUUUAGUUUUCUUUAAAUAAUAAAGUUUGUUUCGGGUAGCUUUUUUGAUUAUUUUUUGGUGGGGAAAACAUGCAAUAAAUAACACUUUUUGUUGGAUGAAAAAAAUCAAUGGAAUUCUUGUUUUAGUUUUUUCUGGAAUUUGCAAAAAGCAAAAUAAAUUUUUCUUUUUUUUUUUCGUUUUGAAAUAUUUGUAAUGUGCUCUGCU